AAAACAUCAGAACAACGCCAAUAAAACGUAGAAUCGUAAAUCCACACGCUAAACGAGCGGUAGUGAUUGAGCUAUUUCCACCUGAACAACUGUGAUGGGACUUUUAUCUCUCACCUUCCUAACAGCUCUUGUCGGACUUGCUGCGUCGCAAAGCGCCGUAUUCAUUGGCGGAAAUGAAAGCGAAGAAAAUGUGCCACUUUGGGACAAAGUGAUCGAACUUGCGGGAGGUAAAGGUGUAGCCAAAUUUGGUAUUUUCGGAACUGCUUCGUCAGAUCCUGAAGGAUCGGCAGCCUACUAUAUUGACAUGCUCAUAAAUGUAUACGGGGCAGCAAGUGCAACCUAUAUCCCAAUCACGGAAACAAGUAACAAUGCCGACGAUCCUGCCAUGGUUGAUCUAGUAAGACAACAAACUGCAUUUUUCUUUGGCGGUGGCGAUCAACUGAGAAUUUUGAAUGCAAUUCGUCCCGCCGGCAGAGAAACACUUGUUCUAACUGCUAUGAAGGAAAUGGUAAAAGCGGGAGCAAUGGUUGGCGGUACAAGUGCGGGCGCUGCUUGUUUGAGUGACACUGUCAUGAUUACGGGAGGUUCAAGCUACGACGGGUUGAUCUAUGGAGCUUUCAGUGGAGGACCCAACUCCAAUAAUCCAGGAGACCUGUCUUACGAUGAACAUGGUGGUUUGGGAUUUUUAGCUGGCUGGGUUCCAGAUACCCAUUUCAGCGAGCGAGGUCGAGAAGCACGUCUUAUUAGGCUGCUCCAAGACUCACGGUACCGCGACAUUGGAACACCUUGGGGCUUCGGUUUAGAUGAAGAUAUGGCUCUUGUAGUUACUGAUCUCUACACAAGACCUGUUGGAAAAGUAAUUGGAACAAGUGGGGGAGUGUUUAUAGCUGAUGUAACAAAUACUGUUGUUACACCUUCGACUACUACAAACUAUGAAGGAGUAUCUGCCCAUUAUCUUACUCAAGAUGACACUAUUGACCUUACCACUGGUAACGUUACAUUUGCCAGUUGGAAAACUCCACUGAAGGGCAACGAACAGUACGCCAACGCUGAAAUCUCAAAUGACAUCUUGUCUUCAAAGCGAAGUCGUUCAUGGGCCUCUGCAGCAGCGCAAUUUUUUGACAACCAAUUAGAUGACACCGUCACCCAUUUUUCUUUUGAAAAAAACCCGACUUUUGAGGUCUCUUUUAACCGUCUGAGUGGAGCUGGUUACAGGGGGCCUCUUCCUAACGAUCCCUUAACCUUCGUUGUGUCUCACGAAAAUCUUCAAGUUGGAAUCCGGGAAACUCUUGUUGGCCUUGCUGCGUCGCAAAGCGCCGUAUUCAUUGGCGGAAAUUUAAGUGAUGGAAAUGCACCAAUUUGGGACACAGUGGUCGCGCUUGCGGGCGGAAAAGGUGUAGCCAAAUUCGGCAUUUUCACUACUGCGUCGGCAGAUCCUGAAGGAUCGGCGGCCUACUAUAUUGACAUGCUCGUGAAUGUAUACGGGGCAGCAAGUGCAACCUAUAUUCCAAUCACGGAAACAAGUAAUAAUGCCGACGAUCCUGCCAUGGUUGAUUUAGUAAGACAACAAACGGGAUUUUUCUUUGGUGGUGGCGAUCAACUGAGAAUUUUGAAUGCAAUUCGUCCCGCCGGCAGGGAAACGCUUGUUCUAGCUGCUUUAACAGAAAUGGUAAAAGCUGGAGCAACCGUUGGCGGAACAAGUGCGGGAGCUGCUUGUUUGAGCAACACUGUCAUGAUUACGGGAGGUUCAAGCUACGAUGCGUUGAUCUACGGAGCUUUUAGUGGAGGACCCAACUCGAAUAACCCAGGAGAUUUAUCUUAUGAUGAACAUGGAGGUUUAGGAUUCCUAGCUGGUUGGGUUCCCGACACCCAUUUCAGCGAACGGGGACGAGAAGCACGUCUUAUUAGGCUGCUGCAAGACACACGGUACCGCGACAUUGGGACACCUUUGGGCUUCGGCUUGGAUGAAGAUAUGGCUCUUGUUGUCACUGAUCUCUACACAAGACCUGUUGGAAAAGUAAUUGGUAUUAGUGGGGGAAUGUUUGUAGCUGAUGUCACAAAUACUAUUGUUACACCUUCGACAACUACGAACUAUGAAGGAGUAUCUGCCCAUUACCUUACUCAAGAUGACACUAUCGAUCUUACCACUGGUAACGUUACAUUCGCCAGCUGGAAAACUCCACUGAAGGGCAACGAACAGUACGCCAACGCUGAAAUCUCAAAUGACAUCUUGUCUUCAAAGCGAAGUCGUUCAUGGGCCUCUGCAGCAGCGCAGUUUUUUGACAACCAAUUAGAUGACACCGUCAUCCAUUUUUCUUUUGAAAAAAACCCGACUUUUGAAGUCACUUUUAACCGUUUAAGCGGAGCUGGUUACAGGGGACCUCUUCCAAGCGAUCCCUUGACCUUCGUUGUGUCUCACGAAAAUCUUCAAGUUGGAAUAAGGGAAAGUAUUGCUGUGUAACGGCGCCAUAAGGAUCAAAAUGAUACUGCUAAUGGUGGUUUUACAAUUUUGUUCAUGAAAUUGCUUUUUAUGCACAAUAUUUGGUUAGAAAUAUAGAAAUGGCAUUCAAA
Molecule: messenger RNA, 2571 nt
Organism: Daphnia magna
Lineage: Eukaryota; Metazoa; Arthropoda; Branchiopoda; Diplostraca; Daphniidae
Exons: 12
Coding region: 95-2461 (788 amino acids)
Biological process (GO): proteolysis
Molecular function (GO): serine-type peptidase activity
Source: RefSeq, a predicted model, not a curated record